Nicotiana tabacum (common tobacco) is the source of this 579-nucleotide messenger RNA. NCBI's taxonomy places the organism in Eukaryota, Viridiplantae, Streptophyta, Magnoliopsida, Solanales, Solanaceae. The record is from RefSeq and is a predicted model, not a curated record.
UGGAUGCUUUUACUUUUGCCAACGCUGAUAUGGCUGACCUUCAUUUGUCCUUACUUUUUAGCACUGCUGGCCAUAUUCAAAAUUACCUUCGUAUCCAGGAUGAUAAUUUAAGCGGAGAAGCAUCAUCAACUGAUAAAGCAACGAAGGAGUGUAUGGAGGAGCUAGUGAAGAUUGGUAAAGGCAUCUUGCAGAAGCCUAUUUCAAGGAUGAAUCUUGAAAGCUGCAAAAAUGAAGCUGUAGAAAAUGAAGGCACAAAUGAACAAGCUCUUAUCAGAUUUGCAAAGAUGCUUUCAGAGGAGAAGAGACUUCGCACUAAAAGGAUGAAGGAGAAGAAGGUCUUUUCUAAUGGAGAUGCAUGACCAAGUAUAGAAUAAGCAAAAAUAAAUUGUCGUUCUUCUAAGAGAUGAUUAAUUUCUCGUUUAAUGUAUAAUAUAUAGCGCCAACUGAUUCCUAUUAUUCUUAGAGAGAUUAAAUUAAUUCUCUCAAUAUCUCCCAUUUGUCAAAGCAGUUGGAUCUCUUAAAUGUACAUUUUAAUUUCUCAUUAAUGUUGCUCAUUGUAUUUGUAAAUCAACAUCAUCA